Molecule: messenger RNA, 698 nt
Organism: Scaptodrosophila lebanonensis
Lineage: Eukaryota; Metazoa; Arthropoda; Insecta; Diptera; Drosophilidae
Product: eukaryotic translation initiation factor eIF1-like
Exons: 1
Coding region: 140-472 (110 amino acids)
Biological process (GO): translational initiation
Cellular component (GO): eukaryotic 43S preinitiation complex
Molecular function (GO): translation initiation factor activity; ribosomal small subunit binding; RNA binding
Source: RefSeq, a predicted model, not a curated record
AAAAAAAACAUCUCCCAUUCGUAAAUUUUGUAGUUCAACAAGAAAAAGUUCCCAAACGAUAGCAGUAGCGUAUCGGAGUGCAUUUUUGCUUGUUAAUUCGUUCAAUUGUACAAGUGUACGCUUACUUUCGGCUUUUCGUAUGUCCAUACAGAACCUCAACGUGCGCGACCCAUUUGCUGAUGCAAGCAAGGGCCCUGAUGAUGACAUACAGGACGGCCUCGUACAUAUAAGGAUUCAACAGCGGAACGGCCGCAAAACUCUGACCACCGUCCAAGGCCUCUCAGCCGAAUACGAUCUGAAGAAGAUUGUGCGCUCAUGUAAGAAGGAGUUUGCCUGCAACGGCACCGUGAUCGAUCAUCCCCAAUACGGUGAAGUGCUUCAGCUUCAGGGUGACCAGCGCGAAAACAUAUGCCAGUGGCUGACUAAAUCGGGCCUGGCCAAAGCCGAUCAUCUGAAAGUUCAUGGUUUCUAAGGCAAGGGAACAUAGGCCCUAACAAAAUGUUUCACUCAAGUCUUCAAAUUGAGGAAGAGAACGUUCCCAUAAAAACCAGAGAACAACGAUUACGAAGCAGUUGGCAGUUACACAGUUAUUACCCAUAAUUCAUUCAAAUAUUUAAAAAGCAAUAGCAAUGUCGCACUAACAUGAAUCACUUUUAGUUUGCAGUUAAAUAAAAUAAAAAACAGUUACACACACAUAA